This is a messenger RNA of Misgurnus anguillicaudatus (oriental weatherfish), 1004 nucleotides long. The record is from RefSeq and is a predicted model, not a curated record. NCBI's taxonomy places the organism in Eukaryota, Metazoa, Chordata, Actinopteri, Cypriniformes, Cobitidae.
AAAAUGACAGAGGCAGAAUUGUACUCUGUAUAUAAAGGGGUGUUCGUCCCAACUCACUUGCACCCUCCUGAAUGUCUAAAAUACUACGAGGACUUUACUUUCCGCCCGGAUGACAUCCUUAUCGUUACCUAUCCUAAAUCAGUUCGUCUCUGCUGUACCAACAGAAGCCAAAUUUACUAAACUGGAAGCUCAUCCAACAGCUCAUCUUGAACUUGGGCACACGGAGAAAGUUUUUCCUUGGGCUGGAACAAAUGAUUUGAGCUCUUGUGAAACUAUUUUAACAAAGAAGCUUCAAAAUCUCGAGUUACAGAUGAAAGGGUUGCAUCCCAGCAGUGUGGAGCGCUCGGCCCCAUUUUUACUUACACCACCAAACCCACUGCAAAACCUUGAGCUGAUGGAUCCUGAAACAGACCAGCAGGAGACGAUAUCACACCAUCAGACCUCCAAAUACCUUACUGAUAUCAAACAAGAAGAAGGUGAGGGUGAUGAGGAAGAUGUGUUUGUGCUGGAGUUGCAGAGAGGAUCAUGUGGUUUGGGUCUGGCAUUGGUAGAUGGACAGGAAACACCAUUUAAAGUCAAUGGAAUAUACAUCAAAUCCGUAAUGCCGGAAUCUCCUGCUGCUUUGUCCCAGCGGCUGAGACCAGGGGAUCGUAUUCUAGCAGUGAAUGGACUCAGUCUGGUUGGGGUGGACUACCAAACUGGCAGGGAGCUCAUUCAGACAUCAGGAGACAGACCCCGAUUACUAGUUGCCAAAUCUGACAGAAAUACAAGAGAAGCAUAACAUUCCUCCCACAAAACAACUUUUCUACAUUUUUUACCAAAUGCUUUUAUGUGUAUAUGUCUUUUAUUUUAUUGUUAUACGUGUGUGUGUGUGUUUCAUUAAUUGAAUUUUGAGAUUAAAUGUAUCGAUGUUUUUUUGAAAUGAUAAAACAUUUGUUAAUGUAUGUCUUAUACAAAUGGCCUCAUUGCCUUGACCAACUAAGUAAAACCUUUUUAUUUUAAAA